This is a messenger RNA of Puntigrus tetrazona (Sumatra barb), 427 nucleotides long. RefSeq names its product GTPase IMAP family member 4-like. Lineage: Eukaryota; Metazoa; Chordata; Actinopteri; Cypriniformes; Cyprinidae. The coding region runs from base 44 to 427 and encodes 127 amino acids. The record is from RefSeq and is a predicted model, not a curated record. Gene Ontology annotation, molecular function: GTP binding. The transcript is spliced from 2 exons.
AGAGAGAACACCUGAGCAAAACAGGAAAUCCCACACAGUAAUAAUGACUUCAGGUCAAGGUGAUCUAAGGAUUAUUCUCCUGGGUAAAACUGGAGCAGGAAAAAGUGCAACAGGAAACACCAUUCUGGGCAGAAAUGUAUUUAAAGAGACCAAUGAAACAUGUGAGAAACAGAAAGCAUAUGUGGACGGGAAGAAUAUUGUUAUAUUUGACACUCCAGGACUAUUCAAUGCAUCUCUCACAAAAGAGCAAGUGAAGGCAGAAAUAGAGAGGAGUGUAGAGAUGUCUGCUCCUGGUCCUCAUGUGUUCCUGCUGGUGAUCAAACUGGGAGUGAGAUUCACAGAAGAAGAGAGGAACUCAGUGCAAUGGAUUCAGGAGAAAUUUGGAGAAGAGGCUUUACUGCACCAUCAUUCUGUUUACUCACACUGA